Hirsutella rhossiliensis is the source of this 237-nucleotide messenger RNA. RefSeq lists its product as uncharacterized. The coding region runs from base 1 to 237 and encodes 78 amino acids. The transcript has 2 exons. The record is from RefSeq and is a predicted model, not a curated record. NCBI's taxonomy places the organism in Eukaryota, Fungi, Ascomycota, Sordariomycetes, Hypocreales, Ophiocordycipitaceae.
AUGCUCACCAGCAUGCUGGAACUUGCCCUUGCGCUCGUCGUUUCCACCGCCUCGGCGGCACCGUUACUGUGCCAGUCUACGACCAAGAGCCCGGCAAAGCCCAGUCGCUUACCCCCGUCGCUGCUCACUCGCCGAGAUGGCAGUGAUGACGUCGAAGCAUUCAGCAACACCCGGGUCAAGCCCGUCGAUGCCGACCUCUGGGAUAGCCAGAAGCUUCAGGACACCCUUGCACAAUAA